AUGACUGUGGAGGUGGAGAAGUCCUACCUCAUCAGACGCAACGAGAGGAGCUUACACCUGAGGGACUUCAGUGACGCUGCCUGCAGCCUCAGAAGAUACUCCAACAGAACCCACCUGGUCGCAAUCAUAUCACUCAACACCUGUGGGACCACACUGGAGGAGGAAGGAGAUAACCUCAUCUUCAAGAACGAGAUCACAUCCGCCGACCCGAGCGCUACGAUCUCCAGGCAACACGACGUGGAGAUCGUCUUUUCCUGUGUCUUUCCGAAGCAAACCAACCUGACGCUGGGAUUCACCCACAAGAACCCAUAUGCCUUCACAGAGAGGGGCUUUGGUGCUUUCACCUUCCAGUUUGAAUUCUUCGAGAGCCAGCGCUUCAGACAACAAGUCAAUGCCAGCACUUACCCAGUGGAGGUGAACCUCAAACAGAUGAUGUUCAUGCAGAUUGAGGCGACCACCUCCAUCCCCAACACAGAGCUGUUUGUGGAGUCCUGCAGGGCGACUCCAUACGACAACCCAAACUCUCGCAUCAGCUUCACCAUCAUCCAAAAUGGGUGUGUAAAGGACAACACAGUGCAGAUUUACCCCGGCUCAAACCUUCAGUUCAGAUUUGGAAUGGAGGCUUUUGAAUUCAUUGGUGCUUAUGCCGAGGUGUACAUCACAUGUUCGGUCAUCCUGUGUGAGACUGGCGUUCCCAGCACCCGGUGCUCUCGGGGAUGCAUCAGAUCCGACUCAGGGAGCCAUCGCAGCAAAAGAGAAGCUGCAGGCCAGACUUCUAGACACUCCAUUUCCCAGGGACCUUUGCACCUGGUGAAAACGUCUGACAGCCAAGUGUCAGUCCCGAGCCUGAAUCUGAGCGUGAACCUUGCGCUCUUUGCUGCCUGCCUCCUGGCGUGUGGAGGCGUGGUCUACCACUCGAGGAGGUCCAGAGCUAAAUACCACCUGUUGCCGAGCGAUGAGACAGACUGA
Messenger RNA from Epinephelus moara (kelp grouper), 969 nucleotides. RefSeq names its product CUB and zona pellucida-like domain-containing protein 1. NCBI's taxonomy places the organism in Eukaryota, Metazoa, Chordata, Actinopteri, Perciformes, Serranidae. The transcript is spliced from 5 exons. The coding region runs from base 1 to 969 and encodes 322 amino acids. The record is from RefSeq and is a predicted model, not a curated record.